Molecule: messenger RNA, 1533 nt
Organism: Thlaspi arvense
Lineage: Eukaryota; Viridiplantae; Streptophyta; Magnoliopsida; Brassicales; Brassicaceae
Source: the annotation of a GenBank genome assembly
AUGUUCAUCGAAAGCUUCAAGGUUGAAUCUCCAAACGUGAAGUACACAGACAGUGAGAUCCAUUCAGUGUACGACUACCAAACCACUGAGCUUGUUCAUGAGAACAAAAACGGUGCGUAUCAAUGGACCGUGAAGCCAAAAACCGUGAAAUACGAGUUUAAGACGGACACUCAUGUUCCCAAACUUGGAGUGAUGCUCGUUGGCUGGGGAGGGAACAAUGGUUCUACUCUCACCGCUGGUGUUAUCGCCAAUCGCGAGGGAAUCUCCUGGGCUACGAAGGAGAAAGUGCAACAAGCUAAUUAUUUCGGGUCAUUAACCCAAGCAUCCUCUAUUCGGGUCGGGUCAUUUAAUGGCGAAGAAAUCUAUGCUCCCUUCAAAAGUCUUCUCCCCAUGGUGAAUCCGGAAGAAAUCGUGUUUGGAGGAUGGGACAUAAGCGACAUGAACUUAGCAGACGCAAUGGCACGAGGCAAGGUCCUAGACAUCGACCUCCAAAAGCAGCUGCGUCCGUUCAUGGAGCACAUGGUCCCACUCCCUGGAAUCUACGACCCAGAUUUCAUCGCAGCUAACCAGGGGUCACGUGCCAACCACUUGAUCAAAGGCACUAAGAAACAACAGCUUGAACAAGUCAUCAAGGACAUCAGGGAUUUCAAAGAGAAAAACAAAGUGGACAAGGUGGUCGUACUGUGGACGGCGAACACAGAAAGAUACAGCAAUGUGGUGGUUGGUCUUAACGACACGACGGAGAAUCUCAUGUCAUCUUUGGACAGGAACGAGUCUGAGAUUUCUCCUUCUACGCUUUACGCCAUUGCUUGUGUUCUUGAGAACGUUCCUUUCAUCAAUGGAAGCCCACAAAACACUUUUGUCCCUGGGCUUAUGGAAUUGGCAAUCACUAGAAACAGCUUGAUCGGUGGUGAUGACUUCAAGAGUGGUCAGACCAAGAUGAAGUCUGUCCUCGUCGAUUUCCUUGUCGGCGCUGGAAUCAAACCAACGUCCAUUGUGAGCUACAACCACCUUGGGAACAACGACGGCAUGAAUUUGUCGGCACCUCAAACAUUCCGGUCAAAGGAGAUAUCUAAGAGCAAUGUCGUCGACGAUAUGGUUGCUAGCAACGGCAUUUUAUACGAGUCCGGUGAACAUCCUGACCAUGUUGUCGUCAUUAAGUAUGUGCCGUAUGUAGGAGACAGCAAGAGAGCAAUGGACGAGUACACAUCAGAGAUCUUCAUGGGUGGGAAGAACACGAUUGUGAUGCACAACACUUGUGAAGACUCUCUCUUGGCUGCUCCUAUUAUUUUGGACCUUGUUCUUCUCGCCGAGCUCACUACUCGGAUCCAGUUCAUGUCCGAGGAUGAGGGAAAGUUCCAUUCUUUCCAUCCGGUGGCUACUCUCCUGAGUUACCUCUCCAAGGCACCAUUGGUUCCACCCGGCACGCCUGUUGUGAACGCUUUGUCCAAACAGCGUGCAAUGCUUGAGAACAUACUCAGAGCUUGUGUUGGACUUGCUCCUGAGAACAACAUGAUUCUCGAGUACAAGUGA